CUUACAGUCCUAUUAAAUCACAUAAGGAAAAUAAAUGACCAAAGAGCAGAAGAAAAACAUUUCACAGCUGCAAAGGGAAGGAAGCUGACAAGCAAAUUAUCAAUCAGAUCAUUAAUGAGUCAUUUUUAUUUGCAUCUUGUUUUUGAAAGGCCAACAUAUGAAAAAGAUUGCUAACAUCAACAGCAGGAGCCUCUUCUAUGUGACAUGUUAUGAUAUAAAUAACCAGAGGUGAUAGUAAACAUAUUAUUCAUGUGAAUAUCUUGUAGAGAACAUUCCUUAGGCUAUUUGUCUGGUUGGUAAACACGACCCUGCUAUGCUCUAUUAACUGAGAAAUCGUUUUUUUUGUUUUAACAAAAUCCUGCUUCUAAUGGCUUCAAGAAGCUGAUACCUGGAGAAGUAGCUUGGUACUAUAAUUUAUAUAGCUUCUAGAUUCACCUGGUAGAAGGUGAUAAAAAGUGGAGUACCAUCUUCAAGAGGGGAAAUGUCAAGGCCUCCAUCCUCUCAGACCACCCCUCAAUUCUACAGGGUCAGCGAAAGAGAUCUGACUGAGAUCGAGCUUCAUUCUGUGGACUCCAUCAAUGACCUCCACCGAACACACCACGAACACAGCCAAAAAGGAAGUAGACCUCCUCGUCCUGCUUACAUACCCUCCCCCAAUGGGAAUCUCUUCACAUGUGACGUGGCAGCUGUCAAUCAAAGAGGCCGUCCACUCAGCAGAAAAUGGCAGACCCGUCUACAGGAUAUGCUAACACCAAGUUCAUCACAUGCUUAUGCCAUGGGCUGUGCUAUCGUCACUUUGCUUCUGUUGACAGUGCUACUCAUCUUCUACUUUUUGGUCCAGCAGGGCGGCGCAAUCCAGAUGCUAACUGCGGCAGUGAGGGAGAAAGAAGCCACAGCCAAAGAGCUGUCACAACUGAUCCAAGAAUUAAAGGCACUAAGAUGUAACCAGACAGCUCAGGGAGGAGGGAGAUGAGGAAGAUGCAUGGAAAGUGCACAUGUAUUUGCUUGUAAUAUCAGAGAUACUGCAAAGUGAAGUAGAACUGUGUCUAACAGAGGAUCACUCCACGAGGAGGAAGUGUAAUCCAAGACAUUUUAUGAAGGUGAUCUGUUAUUCAAGUUUAAGUGUUCCUGAUGUGACCAUGUAGUUAAGAGAUGGAUGGUUUCUGAACUGACCCUCUCGUACCUGCCUCCAUCAUUACAUGAAAGGACUUUUGACUGUACACCCACAUGUUUAGUCCUGUGACAGAACCGUCAUUGAAGCUGUAAAGCUGGUUCGAUUAACUGAAUGGAGGCAGAAUAUCUUGUGUCACACAAAAAUCUUCCAGCUGUUUUUAAUUUUAACUCACUCUUGUUUGUGUGGAGAGGUGUCAGUGUCAUUUUUCCAACAUUGUGCAUCACUGUGUGAGCAGACACAGACGUGAACCUGCCCUACAUCACAGUUUUCAUUAAAAACAACAGAACUUUUAAAAAACAUAU
Labrus mixtus (cuckoo wrasse) is the source of this 1476-nucleotide messenger RNA. RefSeq lists its product as uncharacterized. The record is from RefSeq and is a predicted model, not a curated record. The transcript has 3 exons. Lineage: Eukaryota; Metazoa; Chordata; Actinopteri; Labriformes; Labridae. The coding region runs from base 482 to 973 and encodes 163 amino acids.